CGAAUAACAGUUACCACAAAGUCAAUUUAUAAAGUCGAUGUCCUGCCGCCUCGUCGGCCAGUCUCGGAGGCACAUCGCGAGCCCCGCGGAGCAUCGUCAUUCAAAUCCUCGCCUUCGAUGCGGCACUACCGCUCCCAAAAAUUUCGAAAAAUUCAGUUUUGGUACAUACCGUGUUUAAUUGUAAUUCGAAGCACGGUUAGUGCCUAGGCCGUCCGCCGCGUCGCGCCACUGACACAUUUCUGUUGUAUCGCGCGCCGUUUGAAUUUAGAAUAGUUUUUCAUUUGUUUUUUUUUUCGAAUCGGUGUUUUCUGACAAUAUUGUGCCAGUACCACGUGGUCUCUGUUCGGGAGUAUAGUGUUUUUGGAACGCCGUGAAGGUUCAUUUCCUUGGAUUUUAUUUAUGAUGGAGAUGAGAAGGUACAAAUCAAGUCGGACUUCUUUCCUUACGUAUUGGAUUUUUCUACUGCAAAUGUUGGGCAGUGCUCGUCGCGGCGCCGAGGGUCACGGAAGACUGAUGGACCCCCCAGCGCGGAACUCUAUGUGGCGGUUUGGAUUCCCCAACCCUGUCAACUAUAACGACAAUGAGCUGUUUUGUGGUGGAUACGCCGUUCAAUGGGAGCAGAACGAAGGAAAAUGCGGUGUAUGUGGCGACGCCCAUCAUCUCUCGGAGCCGCGACCGCACGAGGCUGGGGGCAUGUACGCUAAGGGUAUAGUCACCAGACAUUAUAGUGUGGGUCAGGAAAUCGAGAUAGAAGUGGAGUUAACGGCGAACCAUCUCGGAACCUUCGUGAUGAAGAUGUGUCCGAACAACAAUCCCAAACAAGAGGCCAGCCAGGAGUGUUUCGAUAGAUAUCCGCUGUAUAUAUCCGAGACGCGAGACGACAGGUUCUUGAUCCCGCUGGACACUGCCAAGAAGGAGAUAUUCAGGUACCGCGUCCGGCUGCCACCCUACGUGACGUGUACGCAGUGCGUUUUACAAUGGACCUAUUAUACUGGCAACAUGUGGGGCAUUUGUCCCAAUGGCACGGAAGCUGUCGGCUGCGGUCGUUCGGAAACCUUCAGGAACUGCGCUGACGUGAGCGUUGUGACUAGCACCGGUGGUUUGCCACCUGCCUUCGCCGGUGACCUUCGCAUCGACUAUCCAUUCCUGCUGUACUACCGCGAUAUCCAGAUGCCACAGAACGUGUAUCCUCUUGUCGUCAGAGAGCCAAAAGACACGCAAUUGGAAUCCUACGUUGUUAGCAACGAUAUUGACUCUGAGUCUCAGGAGGAAUUCGUUCCGCCGGUCAUUAGGGAUCAAGUGUGUGUACCGACGGACCUCUUCCGCAAGCUGCCUGGUAUGCUGAGCUGGUGUCAGACCAACUGUCUCCGGUAUCCACCCAACUGCCCCGAAGCGCUUUGUACCUGCCCGCAAACGUGCGAAGCUGUAGGUGAGUAUAAGGGUCGGGAAGGCGCAGAUGUGUACUGCAUGGACCUCUGCAUCGUGUAUCCACCCAAGUGUCCCACCAACAAGUGCCGCUGUUAUUAGCAUAGUCAGAACAAGGCGACAGUAUCAGCAAAAUUAGACCCUAUGUUGUAACUAUCUCAGUUUAAUUGUUUACCCUGCUUUUAGGGUAGGCAGGUAAAAAAUAUUUGACCGGAAAGCAUGUAAAAAGUUACGCUUAAGCCUGUUUUACUUAAAACAUCUACGUACAAAAUAAUGGUAAUCAAUAUGGUAUUAUGUAAAAAUUUCCACAUUUGAAUGUUUACAUUUUUUUACUGUCGCCAAUUUUUUUUCCCAAAUGUCUCAAACAUUUGAUUGUAAAAACUCUUGAAAUUACUAAUUACGUUUCGAAUUUUAUUUCUAUAACACCGAUGUACCAUUUAUUUUGAAUUGAGCCCUUGUAUAUUAUGAAAUAAAAAAACUUGACCAUAUUAUGUUUUAAAUAAAAUCAUCAAUGAUUAAUUAACUUUUUUGACAAAAUAAUUAACGCGGUGUUUGUAUAACGAAGUGGUAUUAAAAUAAAUGACUGACAACAAAUUACUAGACCACCUUAGUUAGAAACUUUACCACUUCUGAAUAGCGUCGACUCAAUACUCUGAUAUAAUUAAUCGAUAGGUACUUACCUGUUCAAAUAUAACUUAUCAACAUAAAGUUAUAUUUGUUUGUAUAUUAUAUGUAAAACGUAUUUGUCUAUAUCAUUUUUUCUUAAUGAAUUUAAGCAUUGUACAGUAAUAGGUUAUGUAAGUCCAAAAGUCAUGUAAAAAUAUCAAACUAAAACAAAUACGAAAAUUGUAUAGUGCCGCGAUGGCGUCAAUAUUUUGCCAUAUUAGUAUCUAAUCGAUAAACAGAUGCCAGAUGUAAUUGUAAGUAAAAAUAAUGUGUUUGAAUCAUUAUUUUUGUAAAAUAAAAUCGUAUGUAAUUUGUAA
Messenger RNA from Manduca sexta (tobacco hornworm), 2408 nucleotides. RefSeq lists its product as uncharacterized. NCBI's taxonomy places the organism in Eukaryota, Metazoa, Arthropoda, Insecta, Lepidoptera, Sphingidae. The transcript has 11 exons. The record is from RefSeq and is a predicted model, not a curated record. The coding region runs from base 400 to 1527 and encodes 375 amino acids.